AUGCCGCCGAAAAAGGGGCCGGACGUGAGCGGGCUGACGGCGCUCGAGAAGCGCGCGCACGCCGCGGCGCUCGCUGCACCGGACCACACUGUGACAGGCGAAGAACUAGCGCUCCGUCUGAAUGACGUGCCGAUCGAGGAGCAGCUCCUCGUGAUCAAUAGCCUCUUGAAAAAGAGCCUCUUUAACGCGCAAAAGGGGCCCAACGGCAUCCAGUAUGUCGCCAUCUCCAAGGGCGAGGCUAGCGUACUCGGAACGAUGGAUGGGAACGAGCUCAUCAUCUAUAACCACAUCAAGGACGCCAAGAACGAGGGCAUCUGGACUAAAAUGAUCAAGGCACGCACGAAUCUGCACCAGACGAUCAUGAAUCGCUGCCUGAAACUGCUGGAACAGAAACAGCUGGUCAAGGCGGUUAAGUCGGUCAAGUUUCCGACGCGGAAAAUCUAUAUGCUGUAUGAUCUCACCCCGUCGAUCGAGCUGUCGGGUGGCCCGUGGUAUACGGACAAUGAGCUGGACACGGGCUUUAUCCACGAACUGUCAAUGGCGUGCUUGAGGUAUGUCCAGUCCAAGUCGUGGCCCAAGGACGGACGCUCUUCGGCAUUGUACCCGGCGUCCCACACGGCCGAUCUGCCGACGGCGACCAGCGUGCACCGCUACCUAAAGGCAGCCAAACUUACUGACACGGAGCUGGAGCCGGAGCAUGUGGUCGCAUUGCUUGACCUGCUCAUUUACGACAAUGAAAUCGAAAAGAUCCCCGUCCUGCCAACGCAGACAGCCCGGCGAGGCACGCGGCGCUCGGACCACGACGAGGACUCGGAUACGUCGGACGAAAGCGAGCCGGAGCGCCACAGCAGCGCGCAGCGUGGUAGCAGCCGUCACCGCAAGCGUGCACGCCGGAACCGCCGCGACAGCAGCUCGGACGAGGACAGCAGCAGCGAUGACUCGAAGGACUCUGAUGCCAUGUCAGAAGACACGCCGCCGAGACGCAAAUCGUCCAAGAACAAACGGAAAUCAUCGUCCAAGCGCAAAUCUAUCCGCAUCUCGAGCGACGACGACAGUGGAUCGCAGCACGAGGACGACGAUGAGGGCGCUGCGAACCUCACGCAUGUCCCGUACGUAUACCGCGCCGUAAAGCGCAUGCUCCAACCGCAUGGGGGGACUACGACCAGCUACGUUCCGCUCACUGCGAGCUGGCUCCAGACGCCGUCGGGCAACGACAAUGUGGAUGAAGUUGCGGCCAGCGCCGAACUCUACUUUGGGACCCAUUCGGAGCCUGCAGGCGGAAAGACGGCAACAGCGACGGAAAAUGGCGUCGCUGCCGUUGAUGCCCCACAGAGGGGAUGGCUCGAAUCAACGCUCACGUAA
This is a messenger RNA of Malassezia japonica, 1362 nucleotides long. It is a transcript of the gene RPC34, whose product is annotated as 34-kDa subunit of RNA polymerase III (C). The record is from RefSeq and is a predicted model, not a curated record. Gene Ontology annotation, biological process: transcription by RNA polymerase III. The transcript has 2 exons. Gene Ontology annotation, cellular component: RNA polymerase III complex. The coding region runs from base 1 to 1362 and encodes 453 amino acids. Lineage: Eukaryota; Fungi; Basidiomycota; Malasseziomycetes; Malasseziales; Malasseziaceae.